CCGGGCGGGGCGGACGCCGCCGCGGCGAAGGGCGGUGGAGACGAGAGGAGCGGACGGAGCAGCCCCGGUCCGGCGGGAGCUGCCGCCGUCGGCCGCCAUGGAGGACGGAGUCUAUGUGCCCCCCGACCUGACGGCAGAGGAGCGGCUGGAGCUGGAGAGCAUCCGGCGGCGCAAGCAGGAGCUGCUGGGGGAGAUCCAGCGGCUGCGGGAGGAGCUGAGCGAGGCCAUGAGUGAGGUCGAGGGGCUGGAGGCCAACGAGGGCAGCAAAACCCUCCAGAGGAACCGAAAGAUGGGGAUGGGCCGCAAGAAAUUCAACAUGGACCCCAAAAAGGGGAUCCAGUUCCUGGUGGAGAACGAGCUGCUGCGGCACACGGCCGAGGACAUCGCCCGCUUCCUCUACAAGGGCGAGGGGCUCAACAAGACGGCCAUCGGCGACUACCUGGGCGAGAGGGAGGAGUUCAAUAUCGGGGUGCUGCACGCCUUCGUGGACCUCCACGAGUUCACGGACCUCAACCUGGUGCAGGCGCUGAGACAAUUCCUGUGGAGCUUCCGGCUGCCGGGGGAGGCGCAGAAGAUCGACCGGAUGAUGGAGGCCUUCGCCCAGCGCUACUGCCUCUGCAACCCCGGCGUCUUCCAGUGCACGGACACCUGCUACGUCCUCUCCUUCGCCGUCAUCAUGCUCAACACCAGCCUGCACAACCCCAACGUGCGGGACAAGCCCUCGGCCGAGCGUUUCGUCGCCAUGAACCGCGGCAUCAACGACGGCGGCGACCUGCCCGAGGAGCUGCUGCGGAACCUGUAUGAGAGCAUCCGCAGCGAGCCCUUCAAGAUCCCCGAGGACGACGGCAACGACCUGACGCACACCUUCUUCAACCCCGACCGCGAGGGGUGGCUGCUCAAGCUGGGCGGGCGGGUGAAGACGUGGAAGCGGCGCUGGUUCAUCCUCACCGACAACUGUCUCUACUACUUCGAGUACACCACGGACAAGGAGCCGCGGGGCAUCAUCCCCCUGGAGAACCUGAGCAUCCGUGAGGUGGAGGACCCCCGCAAGCCGCAUUGCUUCGAGCUCUACAUCCCCAACAACAAGGGGCAGCUGAUCAAAGCCUGCAAGACGGAGGCGGACGGGCGCGUGGUGGAGGGGAACCACGUCGUGUAUCGCAUUUCCGCCCCCACCCGCGACCAGAAGGACGAAUGGAUCAAAUCCAUCCAGGCCGCGGUGAGCGUCGAUCCCUUCUACGAGAUGCUGGCCGCCCGCAAGAAGCGCAUUUCGGUGAAGAAGAAGCAGGAACAGCCCUGAGGGGGGGGGCCGGGACCCCCCAGGACUGUGAGGGAUCCCCUGGGACCCCCCCCCCUGGACCACAAGGGACCCUUCUGGAGCACACGGGACCCCCCCAGGACCAUGAGGGUCCCCCCCCCGGGACACCCCUGGACCACAAGGGACCCUCCUGGGAUCACACAGGACCCCCCUGGGACCCCCCCCCAGGGCCACGAGGGACCCCCACAAGGACUACGAGGAGCCCCCCCGGGCCCCCCCCCAGCCCAGGGACUCUCCUG
Messenger RNA from Grus americana (Whooping crane), 1554 nucleotides. RefSeq names its product cytohesin 2 (gene CYTH2). The record is from RefSeq and is a predicted model, not a curated record. The transcript is spliced from 12 exons. NCBI's taxonomy places the organism in Eukaryota, Metazoa, Chordata, Aves, Gruiformes, Gruidae. The coding region runs from base 98 to 1297 and encodes 399 amino acids. Gene Ontology annotation, molecular function: guanyl-nucleotide exchange factor activity. Gene Ontology annotation, biological process: regulation of ARF protein signal transduction.